Staurois parvus is the source of this 320-nucleotide messenger RNA. The record is from the annotation of a GenBank genome assembly. Lineage: Eukaryota; Metazoa; Chordata; Amphibia; Anura; Ranidae.
CAACUGCUGGUUCUCGGCAGCACUUUCCUCACGCUUUGACAGCAUGAGGAAAGUGCAGCCGAGAACCGGCAAUUGCAUUUCCGGGUGAUCAGCAUGUCAUUGGACACAGCUGAUCACGUGUUGUCAGAGCGGGGAUCGGCACCCGAUCAUCAGGGCUCUGAAUGAUCAGUGCCCUGAUGAUCGGUGCCCAGCAGUGGACCCCCGCAAGUUUCCCUAUCAGCAGUGCGCCCACUAGCCCCGCCCACCCAUUCCCAGCAGUGAUGCCCCACCUGUGCCCAGCAGUGCCCCCACCUGUGCCACUCUGCAGUGCCACCUACCUG